AUGUAUGUUGUUGUAACAGGACACCUUACUUCCAAGAGUGAUGUCUAUAGCUUUGGGGUGGUUCUACUUGAAAUGCUAACAGGAAGAAGAGCCGUGGAGGAAAGAAUGCCUAGGAAGGAACAAAACUUGGUGGAAUGGUUGCGCCCUCGUCUUAGGGGGAAAGAUGAUUUCCGCUAUCUGAUGGAUCCAAGACUUGAAGGUCAAUACCCAAUGAGAAGUGCUCGUAGGGCAAUGUGGUUGGCCACUCAUUGUAUUCGCCAUAACCCUGAAUCAAGACCCCUUAUGAGUGAAGUGGUUCGUGAGUUGAAGUCUUUGCCUCUUUUUGAUGAUGAUGAUGACAUGGCUUCUCAUCAGCCUGGUCCCUUAGCCUCAUCAAUACCCUCAACCUCACUUCAGAGACUGCACGUAGGUCCUUCCAACCAUGCUGGUUCUAACAAGUAUGGCCUCAAAACUGGUCAAGCACCAAAUGUUCCAAGGCACUAUCAAGCCUCCCCUCGAUCUACCUCCUCUAAAUCCUGAGGAUGUUGGAUUUUCAUCAAACCCUAGUGUUGUACAACCAUGAGAUGAGAUGCAUGUGUGUGUGUUUGGUGGUGCAUGUAGUUUAUUAUGAGGAAAUAGUGCAUGUUUGAUUUCCGGUCUAACUUGUUGUGUAUGAAUUUUGAGAUCAAAUCUA
Messenger RNA from Glycine soja, 673 nucleotides. RefSeq names its product probable serine/threonine-protein kinase PBL8. Gene Ontology annotation, molecular function: protein kinase activity; ATP binding. Gene Ontology annotation, biological process: protein phosphorylation. Bases 1 to 519 code for a protein of 172 amino acids. Lineage: Eukaryota; Viridiplantae; Streptophyta; Magnoliopsida; Fabales; Fabaceae. The record is from RefSeq and is a predicted model, not a curated record. The transcript has a single exon.